AUGGAAGAAACGAAUAUCCACAUAGAAAGCUCCACAAACACCGCGAAUGUUAGCGCCGAAGAGAAAAUUGGAAAUGUCAAGUUAACCGCGAACAAAGAUGAAUCAUCUGGAAAUGAAUGCAGGGAUGUCACCAAAGUUGUCACCAAAGAUAGGGAGAUGGAAAUCACUGACUUCGCCAUUUUACCUAGUGAAAUAGCGGAACGAUCACAAAUGAACCAAUUCACUAGAAAUUUUGGCGAUUAUAGGAUAGUUUUUUGUGAAAAGAAGAGAUAUCGUGAUGCAUUAAAAACGUAUAAUGCUGAUUUUAUUUUCAAUAAUUAUUUAAAAAAUUGUAAAUGGAAUUAUAAUGGUGAAUUUUUAGUUACCACAAGUCAGGAUCGACUUCAUUUUGUUCACGAGAUUCCGAUGACAUGUGUUCUGUUUGAUUUUUGUUGGCAUCCAAAUGAAAAUUUGGUUGCUUUUGCACCAAGAGAUACUCCAAUUCGAAUGUAUGACAUAAAAGGUGAAGAAAUUAAAGCAUUUGGUGCAAAGACAGCAGUGGAUGAUUUUGAUAUAGUAUAUUCAUUAUGUUAUUCAUUGUGCGGAAACUAUUUAUAUGCUGGUUAUCGUAGCGCAGUCCGCUCAUUCGAUAUCAAUACUGGAGAAUCUGUGAAACAAUCUACUUGGACAAAAGAAAUGGGUGGUCAAAGAGGCAUUAUUUCUUCAUUGGCUAUGAAUCCAGUGAUAGAGGGGACAUAUGCAGCUGGGUCAUAUACAAGUACAAUUGCUCUUUAUUCCAAUUUAUGCUUUGGGCCACAGCUAAGUUUCUAUGGUCCCGAAUCUGGUGUUUCUCAUGUUCGUUUUUCCUCAGAUGGUAGAAAACUUUUCGCUUCUGGCAAACAGUCAGAUGGUAUUUAUUGUUACGAUGUACGAAACACAGUUAGAUUAUUACACAAAUUUAAUCGACCAGCAUUCACAUCACAAAGAUUCUAUUUUGAUAUCGAUAAGUAA
Messenger RNA from Dracunculus medinensis (Guinea worm), 990 nucleotides. Lineage: Eukaryota; Metazoa; Nematoda; Chromadorea; Rhabditida; Dracunculidae. The record is from the annotation of a GenBank genome assembly.